Molecule: messenger RNA, 1406 nt
Organism: Misgurnus anguillicaudatus (oriental weatherfish)
Lineage: Eukaryota; Metazoa; Chordata; Actinopteri; Cypriniformes; Cobitidae
Source: RefSeq, a predicted model, not a curated record
AGGCUGCAGCGAGACUCCCUAAGUAGUGCGGUCUGAUGCGGACUUGCGAAAAGGGUGCAUUAAGUGCACUUAUGAUCACCCCUGGAGAACAUCAUAAGAGGAUCGGGACACCCUACGGUCUUGCACCCCUUAGCGAGAACGCGCAUUGAGGAGCACAAGGGCGGACUUGUGGAUAUUGGGACAUGGCCCCUGUCUCUGCUGCCUGCUAUCGCUAAAGAAGAACAGGAGACACGACGAAUGCAACCUUGGUAGAAUAUUCUUGAAGAUGUUUCUUUUUGUUGAAAAUAAGCUUGCAAAACAUGCUGCCGGGUCUGUUCUUGAUUUUCCAGUGCUUCAUUAAAAUAACAAGUAUAAAGAUUAUUGGUCAUGAUACAUCCGUCAGGUUUGGCGAAAACGGUACAUUCUUUACCCAGUUGACAGAUACUGAUGAGAGUCUAUCUCGGAUUAUAUGGCGUAAAAAGACACGAGAAGACCCUGUGGAAAAAUCCUUUUUUAUAAUUUUACCAAAUGGAAAAACGGAAAACCUAGAUGGAUUAAAGGACAGAAUAAAAUUCAUUGGGAACAUUGCAGAAAAAAAUGGAUCUGUUCAGCUGCUGGGAAUGAGGCUCCUGGAUGAAGGGAUCUAUACUUGCAUCUUUAAUUUAUUUCCCAGUGGACCAUUUGAGACCAACAUCAAUGUCACAGUUCUUGUUCCUCCUAAGGUAAGCGUGGCAGGGGCGACACAUGUUUCUGGUGAUGUAAAUGUUACUUUGGCCUCAUGCUUUGCUACCAGUGCACGGCCUGCAGCAAAAGUGUUGUGGAGUUUAGGAGAUCUUCAAAGCUCCCUGAGGAUUGAAACCACCCACACAGUGCAUCCAAAUGGAACCUUUACUGUGGUGUCCAACCUGGUUGGUUCAGCAUCCAAAGAUUUAAACCAGAAGAAGGUCCAGUGUGUCGUAACACAUGAGGCUCUGGAUAAUGAGCUUGUGCUGGACUACUCAAUAAACAUACAUUAUCCCCCAGAAUCAGUGUUGAUAAUUCCAGACAAGCCAACAGAGCCUAAAGAAUUUCAUUGUUUAGUUGAGUCUAACCCAAGACCGACCAACUACACAUGGAUUAGAGUAAAUAAAACAACUCCUCAACAUGAAGGAUACAAGCUUCUUGUCGCAAAACUGACCCCUGACUUCAAUGGGCUAUACAUCUGUACAGCCUCAAACCAGUAUGGAAGCUCUUCAGGGUCCCUAUAUGUUCAAGUUCAUACUGAGUCCAGUAGUGUUUGUUGGGGUCUGUUUAGUUUCAUCAUCAUUGCUACUGUUCUUUGUCUUCUGGGAUAUUAUGGAUUAAGGGAGUGGAGAAGGAAGCAAAAUUCACAAAAUGAAGACCAGGGUACCCCCGCAGAAAACCAAGAACUGAGCGGCACCAUGUGA